Peronospora farinosa is the source of this 1365-nucleotide messenger RNA. Lineage: Eukaryota; Oomycota; Peronosporomycetes; Peronosporales; Peronosporaceae. The record is from the annotation of a GenBank genome assembly.
AUGUCGUCUCGUAGUCGUCAUCACUUGACUAUCAGCGACAAGAACCGACUACGGCGCUACCAUAAGCAGCACCCAGAGUUGACACAGGAAGAGCUGCGUGAAUGGGCAUAUACGACGUUUGGUCAAUGGAUCGCACGCUCCACCGUGGGCCACAUCGUACGCGCUCCCGAGGAGGUGAGUGCCAACCCGGAGGCCACACGCUUCCAGAGCGGUCGUUAUCCAGACAUGGAGCAGGAGUUAUACGCACUUAUUGAGGCACGUUGGCGUCAAUUGGGUGUGACUAUGAAGGAAGCUGGUGGUAGUCAUGGACUGAGUGAUGCAGAGCUUUGGACCAAGGCGAAUGAGAUUCUCAAACGUACGAGGGGCAGUGACGAGAGCGUGUCAGUGGCUUGGGUACAUCGUUUUAAGAAGAGACAUGGACUGCAUCGAUGGCAGAUGAAGAGAGCAGCUGCUGCAGUGGCUCCUACAGGGACGGAAGAGAUGGAGAUGCAGCAGCAGCAGACGGUUGUAGAGCAUUGCUUGGAUGGGACAGAGAGUGCAGUCUUGGGUGUGACAGGAAACAAGAGAAGUACCACUGAGGUGACGGAAUUAAGUGAGGUGACAGGGACAUGGAUGGACUCAGCGAGGAAGAGACCAGCUACUACAGUUGCAAGGACUAGUGAUGCUUGUGCUUCUACUGCAGCUACUGCACAUGCUGCAGCUUCUUCAUCUACUGUUGGUACUCGGUCACAUUUUGUUUCGUCGGAUGACAUUUUGCUACUGACACAUGUGCUGGCCAUUAAGCCGUGGGGUUUUCCGUAUGCGAUGGACGGAUGGCAGCAAGUAAUGGAAAAGCUGCGGUCAGAUGACUCGUUCCGGCUGGAGAAGACGGCGGGUGCGUGUCAGGCGCGGAUAAAUCUGCUGUUGAGUCACAUGAAAGCCGGCAACACGUCGGCACUGCGCAAGUCCGGAACGGAAGAAGAGAUCGACACGAAGUGUGCGUUGAUUGCAGAGGUGGCAACGCAGAUUGACGAGCAUGCGCGCGCGACUCAGAAGAGGAAUAGCAAGUCAUUGACAGUAGUUGGCGAUCAGAUGUCUGUGGCGAAAGAUCGUCGAGAGACGGCUGCUUGUACUGGAGUACCGGAUCUUGUGAAGGAUCGUGAGCAAAUAGCUCAGCGUCGUCUGGAGCUGAUGGAGCGCAAGAUGGACCGGGAGUUGGCAGCACAGAAGCGUCACUCCGUAGAGCAAGUUAUGCGGCUUGAGCAGUUGUAUCGUGAACAGCAACAGAUUCAACAGGAGCAGCAUGCACAAUUACUUGCUACAAUCCAGCAGCAGCAAGCCAUGAUGUUUGACCUCAUCAAAUCAUUGGCUUCUUCGACUAAUUAA